Molecule: messenger RNA, 5325 nt
Organism: Carcharodon carcharias (great white shark)
Lineage: Eukaryota; Metazoa; Chordata; Chondrichthyes; Lamniformes; Lamnidae
Gene: zbtb37
Product: zinc finger and BTB domain containing 37
Exons: 5
Coding region: 262-1698 (478 amino acids)
Biological process (GO): regulation of transcription by RNA polymerase II
Molecular function (GO): protein binding; RNA polymerase II cis-regulatory region sequence-specific DNA binding; DNA-binding transcription factor activity, RNA polymerase II-specific
Source: RefSeq, a predicted model, not a curated record
GUAGUCCUGUCGAGGGAAUUUCCGGUCCCGGCCGGAAGCUACGUGUCUCUGGCCUCGCUCAAGGGCGCAUGCGUGGUGCGGGGCGCCAGGGCGACCAGUGUCCGGUCACAGAGCGGAGCCCAGAGGAGGAUUGAGACAACAUAAUGGCUGUAUUCUACAGGAGCACUGUGCUGGAGGGUUGUUGCGUGUUCUGCGAUGCAGGAUUGCUGUAUUGUGGUGCAAUCGCCUGGUAAUUGGUGCGAGUGAGCUGUACCAAGAGCCAUGGAGAAGGAUGGCAGCAUCCAGCUGGAGGUGCCGGAUUUCAGCAGCUCCGUCCUGGCACAGCUGAACCAACUGCGGAUGCAAGGCCGGCUCUGCGACAUCGUGGUUGAUGUGCAGGGGAAGUCGUUCCGAGCCCACAAGGCAGUGCUGGCUGCCAGUUCGCCCUACUUCCGGGACCACAUGUCCCUGGGCGAGAUGAGCGCUGUCUCCAUCUCCGUUAUCAAGAGCCCCGCGGUGUUCGAGCGCCUCCUGGCCUUCUGCUACACGGGCAAGCUGUGCCUGCAGGUGGCCGACAUCAUCAGCUACCUGACAGCGGCCAGCUUCCUCCAGAUGCAGUACAUCAUCGACAAGUGCACUCAGAUCCUUGACGGCAUUCACUUCCGUAUUGACGUCUCUGAGGUGGAGGCGGGACUGAACCAGGAUGGCCUGAAGCGCCCGGCCCAGUCCCGCGGUGGCAGCGUUGCCACCCCCAAUACCCGCCGCAGCCGGGUGCCUUCGGGGUUCAGCCGUAGGAGCCCGCUGCCAGACGAGCUGGGGAGCAGCGGCGGCGAUGAGAGGCUGGUGAGAAUUGACCGGGUGGGCCAGUGGUACGUGGAGACGGGAGUCGGCGGUGAUCGCAGCCCGGAGGCCAUCCGGCAGAUCGGUGGCAUGCGGAUCAAGACAGAGACUCCGGACGAAUGGAUAAUGUCAGAGAACCAGCCAUCCGGGGAGGAUGGCAGCAGUGCUGAGGAGGUGACAGCCAUGGUGAUCGACAGUGCCGGGCACAGCUCCCUAGUCCAGGAGGCCUUUCCCACCACUGCCUCAAGUGGCAAAAUCUCGAGGCCCUCCAGCAGCUUCAGCGAGAUGGACAGGUUUAGCCCAUCUGGCAGCGUCGUUUGUACAGUGCCUGAGCGCCACAGAGCGAGGAGUGAGUCACCGGGUAAAAAUGAGGAGCGGAAACAGCCCAACUCGCAGACUGACGAGGCUCCCCUAUUUGGCGUCAGUGGCUAUGAAGAAUACUUGCGGGACCAAGAGGUGGCUGAGCGCUGGUACCGCUACAACCCCCGGCUGACGUGCCUGUACUGUGGCAAGUCUUUUAACCAGAAGGGAAGCCUGGACCGCCACAUGCGGCUGCACAUGGGCAUAACACCCUUUGUGUGCCGGAUCUGCGGGAAAAAGUACACCCGCAAGGACCAGUUGGAGUAUCACAUCCGCAAGCACACCGGGAACAAGCCCUUCCACUGCCACGUGUGUGGCAAGAGCUUUCCGUUCCAGGCCAUUUUAAACCAGCACUUCAAAAAGAACCACCCAGGCUGCACACUGUUGGAGGGCCUGCACAGUAUUUCACCGGAGACCACCUCCAAGGGACAGAAUGGGGAAGAGUCACCACCUCAGGAUGAGGCGAAAGCCAUAGGUGAACUGAUUCACGCUUCCGUCUCGACUACUGGGCCAGACUGAAUGUGCACCGGAGACAGAUAUCUGUCUGUGGGACCCCAGGGACUGCUUUUAUUUUAGUGUGGACUGUUUUAUUUGGAUUUAGAACUGUUUAUAUAAAGGGUUUUUUUUUUGCAGGAAUGGAAGAUUGAGCCUCCCAGUUGUUGCAUUUCUCCAAGUCACGUGCAACUGUUGCUCUUUUAACCUCAUAACUUUUCCCUGCCUUAGAAAGCUAACACUGCAGGAAGUGAUUGGAUCCUUGCUGCAGGCAAAGGGUGGAUCCUAGGGUGUAUGAAGACCAGAGAGCUAAUGUUGAACAAUAAGAGCCCACAGAAAGCAUUUUCCAGGGGUCCCCCCAGGCACAUUGCUGUGCGCCUGUCCCUGGGCUCAUUUCUUAAUCUGCUCUGGAACAGUGCAGGAAACCUGGUCUGCAAGAUUCAGGGUCACUUCCCCAAAGCUGUUGAAGGGAUUUGUUUGUACUGUCAGCAGUGAAAAGGAACAGAAAGGAAACCUGCCCAUCUCCUCCCUGGGAGGUGUGAGCAUUUGAAGGAGUAGGAAAUGAUGGGGAGAAGAAAGGGGUCUAGAGUAGAAUUUCUUAAGCAGAUUCCUCAGUGGUGGAGUACCUGCGCUGUGAAUGGAAAACCCUGUGGUUCUGUACAUUUCUGUAAACGACUGACAAAAAGUGUUUUUAACAAUAGAUAGUAUGUAAAAGAAAUAGGGAUACUCCAAAUGAAUGUGCGUGACCAGGUUUGACAGUAGAUUUAUAGUCGAGUGGAUUUGUGUGUGUAUUGUUUCUGAGUAGUGUGAGUGUGUCUUACAACCUAGGAUAUCCCUUUAAUGAGGACUGAAGGGCAGUUUUCCUAAUAUACCUCCUAUAAACCGUCCAAUGAAGCAGUUCUGCGUGGGUUUGUGAAGCUAUUUUUAUCAUAAAUGGAUUGGGGAAAUGUACAGAACACAGAAUAUUCCAUAAUUUAUAGCAUUCCUGGAAUAAACUAAUGAAGUCACUGACUCUGAUUUUAGUGCAAAAACGCUUCUGAAGAAUGGGUUAUUUCGGGGGAAAUGGGGAGUGGCGGAUUGAGCCUGAAGCAAUUUAGUGACCUGUGGGGCACAGACCACAACUCUCUGACAAUGUGCUUUCCACUGGUGCACUGAUAAGUAGGACAGCUUCUCUCUUCUUCUCUCUCUCAAACUUGUGUUUCACUCUCACCUGAUGCUUACUGUCUCAGAAAUGCUUCAAGCUUAAUGCAUAACACAAACCUAGUGGUGGUGUGAAACACACAGAUGAUAGUUAAAGGUGUUGGCAAGAUAGAUAGAGAGAAACCAUUUCUUCGGGUGGAGAACCCUGAAAAAGGGUUUAAAAUUAGAGCUAGGCUGUUCAGGUGUGAUUUCAGGAAGCAUUUCUUCACACAAAGGGUGGAAAUCUGGAAUUCACCAAAAAAGCUAUUAAGCCUGCAAGUCAGUUGAAAAUUUUCAAAACCAGGGUUGAUGGAAUUUUGUUAGGUAAGGGUAUUAAGGAUUAGAUGGUGUUAAGAUACAAAUCAGUCAUGAUCUAAUUCAAUAGCAGAAUAGGAUCAAGGGGCUGAAUGGCCUCCUCUUGUUCCUAUGGCUACUGACAACCAUUGUCUAUUUGGUGAGAGGGGGAGAUAAGUGCUUCACAUCACAAAAAGACUUAAAGCUGUGUAGGUUACAGCUGCUAUCAGUCCCAUGGUUUAGAUAAUUAAAUCAGUAACUUGGCUUUUUAUACACUGUAACCUCUCCAGUCUAGAAAUUUGUUCUUCAGAAAUACCAGUUAUCUGGAAAUUAUUUGAGCAGACCCAAGCAUUCCCUUGAUGUCAUCGGCAUCAGUUUAGUUUUGUACUUUUGGAACAGAAACAUGCAAGAUACAGUAUUUUGAAAAGUAAAACAAAAUGUAUUACUGCUUUAUAUUUUAUCACUGUUUUAUGUUUGUGGUAAAUAUUUACUUCUAUGGUAUUUUCCUGUUCACACACUUAUGGUUUGCUAUUCUAACAUCAUUCUAUAAUCCAGAAAAUACCGAAAUCUUGAAAUGACUUGAUCCCAAGUAUUCCGGACUGGAGACUUUACAGUGUAUUUAGGGUAUGUUGAACCCGGUCAGGCGAAGCACAAAGAGAAACCCAGGUGCAGGACACCAGGUUUGGAGGAGGAGUGAGAUGGAUGAAUCCAGCAGUGAUUGAACGGCAUCAUGGUGGGAAGGAAUUUUAUCUUAAGGUCCUCGGAACAAAUAGGUCAGAGUUAGUUUACGGAGUCAUACAUUCCACACACAAGGGGAAUAAUAGCCAAAGUAAUAUAUGUGGGGAAGAGGAAGAUUGGACACAGUGUUUGAAGACGGUGAAGAGAGGGAAGUUAGACAAAAAAGUUACAACAUAAAAAACAGGCAUUCUGCCCAAUUAGUUCGUUAGCAGAUACUUCUAAUUACAUUUACCCUACCUCCGCCUCUUCAAUCUGAUCUUGAAUAUCGACAUCAUUUCUGUCUCAAUAACUAACCCUGGCAAUGAAUUCCACAAUCUCAUAACUGAGUGAGUGAACAAUUUUAUCCUGCCCUCUAUCUAAAUUCCUUACAUUUAAUCUUUUAUUUGUGGCUCCUUGCUCAACUACUUUAAACAGUCUGAUUCUGUCUACCAUGUCCCCUCCUUUCAUAAUUUUUAAAUACUUAUCACUCCAUAAUCAAAUGGUUUUAACAAAAAAAGAUUCAAUUUUACAAAUUUUUAUUUCCUCACAUUAGGCAAACACCCUAGUGAAUCUGCAUCUAAAGCCUCAAUAUCCUUCUUAUAAUGUACAGCCCAAUACUGCACACAUUACUCAAACUGAAGUCUUAAUGCUUGACCUUUUGGGUUUUAUAAUCUUUACAUCUUGAGAUAAAACCUAAAAUUCCGUUAACCUGUUUUUUACAACUUUAUCUGCUGAGGUGCUGUUCUUGUUCUGUGAACCUGUUCCCUCAAAUCCCUCUGCUCUCUAUAGCACUAAGCCCACUGCCACUUGGAGGAUAAUAACUGCUGUUAAUUAUAGCAAAUGCAUCACCUUCUACUUCAGUGACUUACAUCUGCCACUUCUUAGCCCAUUCCCACAAUCUUUGCCUUCAGCUUCCUUUGGUCUUCUAAAGAAUUAACUAUUCCUCCUAUUUUGGUAUGAUCUGCACAUUUCAAAACUACUCCCUCUAGGUUGGUAUCCAAAUCAUUGACAGACACAAUAAACACAAGUGGCCCCAGAACAGAACCGUAUCAGACACCAUUACCCUGGGCACAACCCACUUCCAUGUGAUACCUUCUAUGUGAUACCUUUCAGAGACUUCCCUGAAAUGUGUGUAUCUCCUUAUCUGCCAUUGCUGUUAGCGCCUCAAAAAAAAUUGAGGUUUGGCAAACAUGAUCGUCCCUUCUGAAAUCUGUUCUGACUGCUUCCAACUGCUUUAUCUUUAACCAGAUAGGUAGCAAUUUCAUAGCUAUUUGAAGAGUCUAAGAUUUUUCUACGGCAGAUGUUAAUUGGCCUGUAAUUAGCCAGAUUAGCACCCACUCCUUUAAAAGUUAUUCACAGGCCUCUGCAGUCUCCUCAGGAUUUGAGAAUUAGGUCCAGCACUUGAGCUUUAAUUUAUCUAAAAAAUUUCACUCUUAUCCAUCAUAAAAUCAACUCUGAGUUCAA